This is a messenger RNA of Cyprinus carpio (common carp), 1750 nucleotides long. RefSeq lists its product as uncharacterized. NCBI's taxonomy places the organism in Eukaryota, Metazoa, Chordata, Actinopteri, Cypriniformes, Cyprinidae. The record is from RefSeq and is a predicted model, not a curated record.
UGUAUUCCUGAUACCAGGGUAUUUGCAUUAGGAAGUACAAAGCAGAGUGACUUGUUUGAUGAUAUAGAUCAGGACACCUGUGAGUUAAAAAAAAAAAAAACAGAGCGAGCACAUUGUAGCAGAGAGGCAGCAAAGAUAGAGGACAAAGAGAUGUCACAAAUUUUGAGUUCGCUCCUGUCGACGCGUGAGAACGGUCUUCUCUUCAGUUUACUAAGCCAUGACUGUAGUGUUUUAGCAUGUGCUAUUGUCCAGCUGGUAAUGGCAGCCCCUCCACAGAAAAAGGAGUGGAAAAGUCACAGUUUUGGAGUUUUAUGUCUGAUGCAAGAUAAGUCUGUACAUUCAACAUUCAUGAGACUCUACUGUCUUAAGAAAGCCAAGCUGCAAUGGGAACAGGAGCUGUAUACACCAUUUGAGUACUCAGAAACUUGCCCUUAUUUCCACACCUUCCCUGGUGAUGAGUGUCAGAUAGGAAUAAACUUUGCGGAUGAAGAUGAAGCCAAGCAGUUCUACGCUGCUGUGCAGAAGCAGAUCAGAGACAACAAAGCAUCUCACUCGGGACUUACACGUAGAUACAGUGUGGGGGCUGUUUCUGACUGGAAAGAAAAACUUGAAAAUUGUCUUAGAGGAAAUGAAGUGCACAAGAGCUUUUCCCUUAGAAGUGCAUCUAGAGUUUCACACCGUCUUGAUUCAAAUGCAGCAUUUCCACAGAGCAAACCAACAGUUGCUAACACAAUGUCCAGCCAAUCACAUGACUCAUCACAGACUCUCUCCAGUGUUAAUGAAGAGUCUAUGUCACUCGCCCAGAGGAAAGGGCCCCUCCCACCUAUUCCCAUUCAUGCCAGAAUAGCCACGUUGAAGUUUAACCCCAAUGCUAGCAUACAAAACUUUGACUCCACUAUUCCCAAACCACCAUGGGUGCCACCCCCUCCAUCUUACCAGGCCCCUGCAGCCCCUCCAAGUUCAACUAUUAAAGAUCCCUACUCUGCUGGAAUGAAGCAAAAUUUUCAUUAUAAUGCUGGCAUCGAGGAUGAAUCUGGCUAUUAUGACUACCUUUAAAACCUCCAUCCUUUUCAUCAGAUGGGACUUUAUGACUGAGCAACAGCAGGAUGUGGUCAUGUUACCCCACACAAACUUCCACAUGGAAUAUGUUUCUUUAUUAACUAUAUCAUAGGAAUUUCUGCAGAACACCUAUAGACUUUUUAAAAGAAUGUUUAAUGAUGUAAUCGAACCUAAUAAAAACAUAACAGUGGCUCAAACGGUUUCUGAAAUUUACCCCCGGUUUCACAGACAAGGCUUAAACCUAGUCCCAGAUUAAAUGUGAGCUGCUUCAACUGAACGAAACUAAUUGAUCUUAAAACAUAUCAGUGCCUUUGUUUUGUCUCAAGAUGCACACCAGUAAUGUUUGUUUUCUAAGGCAUGUUAAUAAAAAUUACUUAAAAGUCCUAAUUGUACUAUGGCCUAAUCCUGGUUUAGUCUAAGCCGUGUCUGUGAAACUGGGCCAAAAUAUCAAACCAAAUAAUGAUAAACCUCUUCUCUGAACUAAUUUCACUUAUACUUAGUUUAGUAUUUUGUUCUUCCGAUGCAUUUUAUUAUGUUGGACAAGCAAGUGUCCAAAUACUUUGUCUUAAUUUUGAACAGUAUAUCUAUUGUUUUAGAAUUUAAUAACUAUAAUAAAUUCAUUUUCGUUAAAUGCUUUGCUUGAAAGUGUACUGUGUUAUGUUGUAAAUGGAUAUUCCUCCCAAAAAUGAUA